Molecule: messenger RNA, 844 nt
Organism: Rubroshorea leprosula
Lineage: Eukaryota; Viridiplantae; Streptophyta; Magnoliopsida; Malvales; Dipterocarpaceae
Source: the annotation of a GenBank genome assembly
GUGAUGGAUAGGUUCAACGGAGCACUAUCCAAAUCCAAAGUUUGCUGAUGCGACCGGGGGCUUUUCAGCUCGUCAAUGGAUUUCUGUACAUCCUGCAGUUGCCUUUCAAGGUCUGCGUUCUUUCUCAUCAAUUCUUCACUGUAUUUGGACGAGCUGGGCUCGAUAUUCAACUUCCCACUUCCCCUCGGCCUGGUCGGCACUACUAUAUUGCUUAGAGCGGGUGAGUUUCUAGUCGCCACAACCACAGCUGGUUGCGCAUCCCUAUUCAGCAAAGGAAUCAGGGGGUCAUCAGGGACUAAGCGGGCAAGGAUUCUUCCCAUUGCCAUUUUGAGAACUCUGGUUCUCUCUUCGAGCUCGGUUGUCCGAGCAGGUUCUGUUGACCUUUCAGGUCGUUCACGCUAUGCAUUGUUCGGUCUGGCAGAUCUUUGUCUCGUUCCUGUUGGAACUUGGAACUGUUCAGGCUGGGUUGCAUACCCAGUUGGUGUUCUUUCAUCAUCCGUCUCACUUAGAUACGUGAUCGUCCUCCUGUUCGUCUAUUUCAUUUCUUGGGGGGCGUUCUCCUGUAAAGGUACGGACCAUUUUGUCUUUCAGCAGGUUAAGUCACACAGCUUUUUGUUCGAGUUCCCACAGACGGCGCCAAUGUUUCGGCAGCUUCGCGAUCCAACACUGUUGAAGCCCUCAGCUGCUUCUACACCUGAAAAUCCCGAGGUUGUUUCCUCGGGGAAAACACUCCGACGCUCAAGUCAGCAAUACUCAGUAUUCUAGAGAGAGAUGCUCUCAAGGAGUGAUAGAUGCUCUCAAGGAGUGAUUGCAGAGAGAGAAGCGUAGAGAUUCAUUACCUUCA